Molecule: messenger RNA, 1886 nt
Organism: Arachis ipaensis
Lineage: Eukaryota; Viridiplantae; Streptophyta; Magnoliopsida; Fabales; Fabaceae
Biological process (GO): rRNA base methylation
Cellular component (GO): cytoplasm
Molecular function (GO): rRNA (uridine-N3-)-methyltransferase activity
Source: RefSeq, a predicted model, not a curated record
CAUAUAAAAAUUUUAGGAAGAAAAAUAUAAUAAUAAAAAAUUGAUAGAAAAAAUGAAAGAAAAAAUAAAAAAGUAAGUUGUGUUCGUUGUUAAUAUCUACACACUAUGAUAGUAAUCAGUGGCUAAGAGAAGGGGGUUGAAUUUUAACCCAUUUUUUGCUGAGUGUUAUUUUCUACCCUUUGAAAUGACUUCAAGAGAUUUUUCUUCUUUUUGUCUCGUAUCUAGUCAAGAGACAUUUUCUUUUUGUCUCGUAACCAGUCAGGAGAUAAUUUAAGAGAGAAUCACACCAUGGUUCAGCAAAGUGCAAUGCAGCUUACAUCUAGUCUCCAUCACAACAAUGAUGGAAUUUCACUAUAAUCAUCUUGAUUACAGACACCAAUAUGCAAUUACCUCUCUCUUAUCCAUUUUCUUUAAGUUUCAUCAAUAUGAGCCUUCCAUCUUGACUUGGUUUCCAAGAAGGAUUUCUGACCCUUGAUGAAUACUUGAUCCUUGACAGCUCUUUCUACUCCACUUCUGCAUCCUUCUCCACGUAGCUACAGUAGCUAUCUUUUGUGAUGGAUGAACAAAAAGUAGAGAUGAACCAUACCACAUGGAUCUUCUUAUUUGUUAAAUAUAAUUUUAUAUUUUAAUGUGUUUGUCUGCCUGUAAAUAAAUGUUUGGUAUAAUACAUUUAAGGUUAUAAUUUUUCUGGAGAGAGAAUACGUGAGCAACAAAAAAAAAUUAUAAUUUCAUUGGCCAGCGAUGUAACGAGCAACUGAAAGGCUCAAUUGUGAUUUGUGCAAUGCCAUUAAUGAGAAUAACAUAUCUUAUCCAUAGAAAAACUCAGUAAUUAAGCAAUUGCCUCUCCAUAAUUAAACUUUCUCGGAAAAUGGAUGAGUAAGCUAAUCAAUGCGGACUAUAUAUAUAUAUAUAUAUUGCUAGCAUUAGUAUCAGUAUUUGGACAACUAGUUACAAUCUAGUUUAUGGUAUCAUUUGAAUGCAUGACUAGUAAAAUGUAAAAUGGAAGUAAAAAGAAUUAAGCACUAUAGCAGUUGUCAUCAGAUACUUCUUGUUGGAGAGGGGGACUUCUCAUUUGCACUUAGUUUGGCGACUGCAUUUGGUUCAGCUUCAAACAUCGUUGCCACUUCCCUUGACUCCAAAGAGUCACUAGUGAGAAAAUACUCUAGAGCUUCAAGAAACUUGGAUGAGUUGAAGAAUCUUGGGUGUACUCUUGUGCAUGAAGUAGAUGGCCACAUAAUGAACCAUCACCCACUCUUAGAGAACAAGUUAUUUGACCGAAUAGUCUUCAAUUUUCCCCAUGCUGGAUUUUAUGGAAAAGAGAGUCAGUUGCUGCAAAUUAUGCUGCACCAGGAGGUUGUAAGAGGGUUCUUGAAGAGUGCUAGGAAGAUGUUAAAGGAAUAUGGAGAAGUUCAUGUUACACACAAGACAGCAUCCCCUUUUUCUUACUGGGGAAUAGUGAAGCUAGCAAAGGAAGCUAAGUUGUCAUUGGUAGAAGAAGUACCUUUUGGAAUAUUUGAUUAUCCAGGUUACAUUAACAAGAGAGGUCAUGGAAAUAGAUGCGACGACAGCUUUCCUGUUGGUCAAUGCAGCACCUUCAAAUUCUGUAUAUCACACAUUAUUGUAGAUUGCUAACUUGUGUCUGCUGUGUCUUAACCGUGUUAAAAAUAAAAAUUUUUUAUCUGAACCUGCGUAGACACGGACUUAAAUACCAUCACAGUUGUACAUGUUUUGUUAAAAUACCUAGUAUAGUAUUUUGUUUUGUUUUGUGAAAAUACCUAGUACAUGUUUUGUUUUGUGAAAGGAAAAUACCGAGUAGAGAGUAUUUUCCUUUGUUUUGGGACAUUAUUGUACAUGGUUGAUGAUAUUAUUAGCUAUAAUGAUAUAGU